ACAAGGAAGAACUUAGAGGUACAGAGAGGACGCACCAAACAGUCGUAAUUUUGUCCACAAUAAGUUGAAAAAAAGGAUUAAUAAGAAUAGAGUUCAAUGCGAAGUGCCGCAAGUGGUGUGAAUUGGAAGCUUAGUUUUCAUUCUGUGCCUGUCGGACGCACUCUCCACUGACUGGAUACAUUCGCACCAGCUCAUUCAACCCUUCCCAGCUUUAAUGGAGGCUGUAUGAUAGCAAUGGCGAGGCGCAAAAGGCACGACGCUUGGAAUAUUUGCGCAUAACCAUAGCUUAAGUUUUGAAAAACGACUGCGUGAAAACUGUAAUAAGGGCAAACCAGUCGGAGCGAGAUGGAAAGCCCGACGGAGAACCCAACCAGGGCUUCGGAGUAUCUGAAUGAGCUGAAUAAAAUCAUCGAAACCCAACAGGAGUUAUUGGAGAGACAGAAGAACAGGAUAGAGGACCUGGAGCAGCAAGUGUCCGACUUAUGCACGGAGAACGCUUGUCUGAAAGAGCAAUACCAGCGGCAUUUAGCUACUUGCAGGCUGCAGCAGAGCAACAGCCACGUAACACUAGAUGCUAUAAAAGAAAACAUCACCCAAGAAAAGUCUGAAUGUGAAAGUUCCAGAACGGUCAGGAGACAUGCCUCUCUGCCUGUGGACGUGACAGAACCCCGCGGGGCCCUGGUGUCUGCUGGCUGCCAGAGAGGCUUCCCUUGUCGGAAGUGGAAAUCUGCCUCCUUUGGUGUGGAAGGGGAUGCCAGGCCCAAUGAGACAGGUCCGGACGGAGGAGCCAGCUACGGCAGGGGGCCUGUGACCCACGGCUCAGCCAUCAGCCCUGACCGCUUCGACGGCCCGCACUACGGCCACAGCGUCCAGCCGGGGCCCCAAAGACCCCGAAGGCCCAAGCUCCAACAUUCCCAGUCCAUUCUCCGCAAACAGGCUGAAGAGGAGGCCAUCAAGCGCUCCAGAUCGCUCUCUGAGAGCUAUGAGCUCUCUGCUGACCUCCAGGACAAACAGGUGGAGAUGCUAGAGCGUAAAUAUGGUGGACGCUUCAUAACCCGGCAUGCAGCCCGCACCAUCCAGACAGCCUUCCGCCAGUACCAGAUGAACAAGAACUUUGAGCGUCUCCGGAGUUCUAUGUCUGAGAACCGCAUGUCCAGACGUAUCGUUCUGUCCAACAUGAGGAUGCAGUUCUCCUUCGAGGGCCCGGAGAAAGUCCACAGCUCCUACUUUGAGGGGAAGCAGGUGUCGCUAACAGACGAUGGCACCCCCCUGGCCGUGGUACAAUCCGAGUGUGGAGAUAUGGAGGUCCACCACCAGGCUAACCUGGCCACUCACCCGGCCUCCCAAAACGACCUGACGGACGCCAUCACGGAGCUAGAGGAUGCUUUCUCCAGGCAGGUCAAGUCUUUAGCAGAGUCUAUAGACGAUGCCCUGAACUGCCGCAGCCUGCAGGAGGACGAAGUGGAUCCUGAGGCUAUGGGCCCCGAGGUGGGCCUGGAGGUAGCCUACCAGGUCAAGCCCCACCGUGGAGCAACCGGGCGCAUGCGGGAUGAGAUGAUGGCGUCUUACAGUGAUGUCACGCUGUUUAUUGACGAGGAAGACCUGUCCCCCUCCAUGGCGCUCUCGCGGUUAGGUGACCAGCCCUCAAGCACCGAGUCGGACCCGCGGCUGCGCUCGGCCAACUCCUCCCAGGAGUACUGGCCCAUGGACCCCAAGGACGAGGGCCGCGACACAGACACCAGCUGCCGCAGCACGCCCUCUCUGGAGUGCCAGGAGCAGAGGCGGAGGGUGGACCACCUGCCCCUGCUCACCAUCGAGCCCCCCAGCGACAGCUCGGCCGAGCUGAGCGACCGCUCCGACCGCAGCUCCGUCAAGCGCCCGCCGGCGUACGAACCUCACAGCCACAUGGUCACCUCGUCCCAGGCCAGCCCCAAACACAUCUCCCACGGGCCGCCCCCUCGGGCGCCCUCCCGCGACGACGAGGCCCCGCUCCGUCACCGCCACCGGCAGCUGGAGAGCCACCUGGCCAUCAACGGCUCGGCCAACCGGCAGAGCAAGUCCGAGUCGGACUUCUCCGACGGCGACAAUGACAGCAUCAACAGCACGUCCAACUCCAACGACACCAUCAACUGCAGCUCCGAAUCGUCGUCCAGGGACAGCCUGCGGGAGCAGACCCUGAGCAAGCAGACCUACCACAAAGAGACCCGCAACAGCUGGGACUCGCCCGUCUUCAGCAACGACGUCAUCCGCAAGAGGCACUACAGGAUCGGCCUCAACCUCUUCAACAAGAAGCCAGAGAAAGGUAUCCAGUACCUGACAGAGAGAGGCUUUGUCCCAGACACACCAGUGGGCGUGGCUCACUUCCUGCUCCAGAGGAAGGGCCUGAGCAGACAGAUGAUUGGAGAGUUUCUGGGCAACCGGCAGAAACAGUUCAACAGAGAUGUAUUAGACUGUGUAGUAGAUGAGAUGGACUUCUCGUCCAUGGAGCUGGACGAGGCCCUGAGGAAGUUCCAGAACCACAUCCGUGUCCAGGGGGAGGCUCAGAAGGUGGAGCGACUCAUUGAGGCCUACAGUCAGCGCUACUGCAUCUGUAACCCCACGGUGGUGCGACAAUUCAGAAACCCUGACACCAUCUUCAUCCUGGCCUUCGCCAUCAUCCUCCUCAACACAGACAUGUACAGCCCCAACGUCAAACCGGAGAGGAAGAUGAAGCUGGAAGACUUUGUCAAAAACCUCAGAGGGGUGGAUGAUGGGGAGGACAUUCCCAGGGAGACUCUGGUAGGCAUUUAUGAGAGAAUCCGGAAGAGAGAGCUGAAGACAAACGAGGACCACGUGUCUCAGGUGCAGAAGGUGGAGAAGCUCAUUGUGGGAAAGAAACCGAUCGGAUCUCUACACCACGGCCUAGGAUGUGUGCUGUCCCUGCCUCACCGCAGGCUGGUGUGCUACUGCCGGCUGUUUGAAGUGCCAGACCCCAACAAGCUGCAGAAGCUGGGUCUUCACCAGCGGGAGAUCUUCCUGUUCAAUGACCUGCUGGUGGUGACAAAGAUUUUCCAGAAGAAGAAGAACUCGGUGACAUACAGCUUCCGGCAGUCGUUCUCUCUGUAUGGGAUGCAGGUUUUACUGUUUGAGAACCAGUAUUACCCAAAUGGGAUCAGGCUUACAUCAGCCAUACCAGGUGCGGACAUCAAAGUCCUCAUCAACUUUAACGCGCCCAACCCCCAGGACCGCAAGAAGUUCACAGACGACCUGCGGGAAUCCAUCGCUGAGGUCCAGGAAAUGGAGAAGUACAGGAUAGAGUCGGAGCUGGAGAAGCAGAAGGGGGUGGUGAGGCCCAGCAUGUCCCAGAGCUCUGGCCUGAAGAAGGAGGCGGGAAACGGCAGUAUGACCCGUGCCAGCCUGGACGACACCUACACCAUGGGGGAGGGGCUGAAGAGGAGCGCCCUCAGCAGCUCCCUGCGCGACCUCUCAGAAGCAGGCAAGCGUGGGCGCCGCAGCAGUGCAGGAUCACUAGACAGCAAUAUGGAAGGGUCCAUCAUUAGCAGCCCUCACACACGUCGGAGAGCCACCACCCCGCGCGAGGGCGCACCCCGCAGCCAUCCCCCCAUCCCCAACUCCUCCUCCAUCCUUGGGUCCCUAUUCAGCAGCAAGCGAGGGAAGCCCUCUUCGCAGAGCCACCCUCCUAUUCCUCCGCCCGGUCACCCCACCCUCAUCUCCCACAAGCCCCACCCAGCCAACCUCCACCACACGGCACAGAGCGUCCACCCAACUCAAACCCAGCUGCACGGCCACCACUCCCAGUACUGCCAAGUCCAGCAGAACCCGCCCCCCUACCAUCACCAUCACCACUACAACCCCCCACCGCACACACAGUACCACCAGCACCCAGCCUACACCUCACACACACACGCACACACUCAGCACAGCCACCACAGUCAGCAUUCCCAUCAUGCCUCACACUCCCAGCAUGCUCCUCACCACCAUAGUCAGCAGCAGGGCCCGGCACCUGGCGGGCCCAAACCCAAACACAGCGGCAUCAGCACCGUGGUGUGACCUCCCUCCUAGAAAGAGAGCGAGAAAGAGAAGAAAAAGAGAGAGAGGGAGGGACAGUUGCUUACACCAAAGGGACGGUAUGAGUUUAUGGCCUGUCCACUGUGUUCUACUGCUGCUGUGCUGGGGCGGAUUACAGGCCCCACCUGGAUCCCCCCUUCACUACCCACCUAAAGACAUGGAAACAAGACUGCAAUCUUCCACGCUGAGUCUUGGCUCAGCCACUCAAACUACAAACUACAGGCAUUUCUCUGUCAGGGUCUCAGGGGAGCGUUUUCCAACAGGAAGUUACUCUCUCCUACUCUCCACAAACCCACACACACAACCUGGCCGUGAUGGCUGAAGAGAAGUUGUCUUUUCUCUGCCAGCCCCUCUCCACUGCUCCAUUCCUACAAUAGUUGGUCUUCCCUUCGCCUGGGGAAGGCCUGAGAGAAGAUGGCUGACUGUUUUCUCUGAUGAUGGCAUAUUAUAUUGCACACAUUUGCUCUGAUCUGAACGAGCUAACUUUCAACUCUCUGCUUUCUUAGGUUUGCAAAUCCUAUCUUCAUUUUUUAAGAAUGCUAUUUGUUGUUGCCUCCUGUAGAAUUCAUGUAGUGAAAACACUAGAUGUAAUCAUUUCACACUAACUAGAUCAACAGACAGGUUAACAACUGAGUAGAAAGUCUCAAUGGUAGUAGUUUUAGUGCUGUAUUUACCGUAGAUGACAGCUCUGUUGUCUCCUAGCUCUCAUGAAUAAAUGUGCCAAUUACUUAUGCAUAACCUAUUUAGUCGCCACUUCAUGUACAGUAUAUUGUGCGUAAAGUACUUUGUAAGAUCAUACUUACAACGAUUAUUAUUAUCAUUGAAAAUGAAUUUUAUCAGUAUUAUACUGACUCUAUAGUAACAGGAUCAAUCUGAAGGGAGUGAACCCACAUUUAGUCCGGCCAAUAAUAAUCUUCUCUGGAGUUUGUUGCAUUUAAAAUGGAGAAUGGCGAUCUUCUAGAGUGCAGCUGUGGCAUAUGGGUAUGGCUGGGAUGACAUUUCCUGUCAUGACUGUCCUUACUUGUCCUUCAUAGGUUGAGUGUGUGGGUCCCUCCCUGAAUGCUAAUGCUGGUAUGAUACUUAGUACUGUUCAAAAUUAGGAGGGAUCAACUGAAGCCCGUUGGUGUUGAGCUUGUCGUCCCUGUUGAGUUAUAUUCUGUCCAAGCUUACAGCUGCUCCUAUACUUUUCAAGUAUACUGUAUUUUGAGGCCUAGGUCAUGGACACGCAGUACACCUGGCUUUUGCCUUACAUAUAUGCAGCAGCUGCAUUCUUGACUCUUCAAAAUCAAACAAUUAUAUUUUUGAACUUUGCUUGAGUGUCAUAGCUUUUUUUUUCUCCCUCAAAACCCUUUCAAGUUAGUGACUGUAUAGCUCUUAAGUAACUAGAGAGGUAUUCUUGUUAUCUUUGUUGUUAUCCUGUGCAAUAUCUCUGGACUGAUUUUGUACAUUCAGAACAAGCAAAUGUUUCCUCCUGUUUUGUUUGUUUUCACGAUAUGUCGUUUAUUUAUUUAGUUUUGGCCCCUGUCGUUCUUUCUCAGUGGCUUAAUGUGUGACUGUAUUCAUGAGAAGAACAGUCCUGGAGUUCAGUGGAAUGUCUACUAAGUGAUUUUGCAUGUAAUGUUAUUGAUGUGAGGCUAUCCUCUGCACAUGUAUAACAAAUCAGUGUUACCAUGGCGAGUUAAAGUGCAAUCAUGAUCAGAAGUGACUAGUAUUGCUAGUGUGGGUCAUCAUAUUGUCCGGAAAGAGAUUCAGGUGAAAAAUAUCUUCUUUUUUCCAUUUCAGAAUAUAUAAAUACCUACUUACACCAUUCACAAUGGAAAGAGGAAUGUGUGUGUAUAUAUUUUAAUAAAGGAAUAUGCUUCCCUCUGGGCAGAACAGAAAUAUUUUGCUGGAUAAGCACAUAUGAACGCUUUCUUUUUCAGGAAAUGCAGAAAUACAGCAUAGAAAUGCAACUUGGAAAUGGGUAAAUGUAAAGAACAAUAACUUUCUACAUUCUACAAAUAAGAGUAUAUUAUAGUGUGUAAAUUAGUGAAAGUCAAUUGUUUGUCCCAAUAUCAGGGUGUACAUGUAUUUUAACAUUCACUAAGAAAACCUGAACCAUAAGUCAGACUCACUCAUUUCUGCUCUUAUUAGACAAGUUGUAUUAUAAGGAAAUUUAGACAUAUUAACAUAUCUAAUUUGGGACAUUGAUGGUCAAUUGAAUGUGUCUUUCUAUUGAUUUCCUAUUUCUUUUUUAACUAAAUAUUUAAAACAAUGUAAAGACAAGCGUACGUUUCUGUUAAUAUACAGUAUGUUAUUGUGCUUCAGAUGUCCUCAGUCAUCUAUGUAGUGUGAGAAGAUACCCCAACAAUGCACUGCAUGUAUCUGAUGCAUCGUGUCUCCUUUCACUGUGAGCUGACCCAGAAAAUCAGCCUGUAAAGUUUGACCUCCAUUUUGUUUAGAUUGACUUUGAAUCUCCAGAUGUUGACUUGCUCUUGCUGUUCCAUGUUAAGCUGAAUUUUAGUGGAGCACAGCAUGCAUCUCAUCUACAUAGCCAUUGUAUAAAGAACAAACAUAAACACGGUUGCACUUAUCUGAGGGCUCUCAUUGUGUAAAUAAGGGUGUGGAUUUAUUUGAAGGAGGGUUAAGACAAGAAGGGACCAAGUGGGAGAUAAAUGGAACUGUACAUAGUGUUUAUAUGAUCACUUAUCUAAACUGAUAUCUGCAGUAAGGAUCAGGGUGUACACCCAUCAACUCAUAGGGGAGAAGAAAGGGGGAGGGGUCCUAAUUAGGAACAUAUCGCUUAUCUCUCUGCCUCCACCUUUAGUGAGCUCUUAUUUGUUGUGGAUCUCAAAAGACAGACUGUUAUAAGUUUCUCUGCCUAUUAAACACACACACACACACACGUUCAUCCCAAUGUUACAAUGCUGUUCUGUCAGGCUCAUUUUAAGAGACACAUAAAAAAAGGGAAAGUCAAGAGUGGCCUCAUUUCAAUGUGCAUUCUGUUUGUACAGUGAGUAGUGAGUCAGUAAGACCCCUGUUAUUGUAAAAUUCAACUGUGACAUUGUUGAGAACGCUAAAUAAACAAAUAUAUGACUUAUGGUAUUCA
Osmerus eperlanus (European smelt) is the source of this 7156-nucleotide messenger RNA. Its product is annotated as IQ motif and SEC7 domain-containing protein 1-like. The transcript has 16 exons. NCBI's taxonomy places the organism in Eukaryota, Metazoa, Chordata, Actinopteri, Osmeriformes, Osmeridae. Gene Ontology annotation, biological process: actin cytoskeleton organization; regulation of ARF protein signal transduction. The record is from RefSeq and is a predicted model, not a curated record. Bases 346 to 4050 code for a protein of 1234 amino acids. Gene Ontology annotation, molecular function: guanyl-nucleotide exchange factor activity; protein binding.